UCAAAACAGAAUAUCACAAUUUAGAAGCAGAGGCCUCCAAAACAGCGCAAGAAAUUGUUGUUCUCCAGUCAGAAUUGUCUAAGCAAAAAAAUGAAGUAGUUUCAUUGACAAAGAAGUUAAGGGCUCUUGAGGAAGAAAAUGAACAGAUGCAUUUGUCAUUACAGCAGAAAACCGAGUCUGUGAAUCAGCAAGAGAUGUUUAUAAAGCAGCUGAAAGACCAGUUGGAGCAGGGGAAAAGUCAGAUGGAUACAAUCUCUGAGCUGCAGUCUCAGAUUCAGUUCAUGCAAAAAACCAUGCAGGAUAAGGAGAGGUCCUCACAAGAGAAAGAGACCCAACUUAAACAGUUCAAAGAAAAGGCAGUAACUGCGUCUGAUGCAUUAACAACCCAAAUUAGUGCCAACAUAGAGACUAUCAGCAAUCUACAGGCUGAGAUUAAGAGCUUGUUAGAAAAGAAUAAGGAGCUAAAUAUAAGUAUUGCAGAAAAAGAUAGCCACCUCAAGAAUAAGGUAGAUGACUACUUGAGUUUAAGGGCAAAAUAUUCAGAAUUGGAAGAUAUGGAUUUACAGCUUAGAGAGAAAGUGGAUUCAUUAUCAUUAGAGUCCGUUCAGCUCAAGAAAAUGUUAAAAGAAAAGGAAGAGACUCUUAUAGAAAUUCAGAGCACCUCCCUUGCAAAUAGUGAUAUUUUGAAUAUAAAUUACAAAACCAAAGAUGCUGAAUGUGAAACCUUAAAACAACAGGUCUCCAUGCUACAAGAAGAUGUAUCUAAACUGAAGGAUAACCUGUGUGCCCAGUCUUCCGAAAUAGCAAAACUUCAAGAAACACUUGCAGAAAAGGAGGCUACUGCUUUGGAGCAAAUUAAAGCUCUUCAGAAUCUUCAGAGUAAAGCAGAUGAGGCAGCACUUUUCAAAACUCAGUUCGCGGAGAGUACAGAAUUGGUUUCAGAAUUGCAGAGACAGGUUCAGGAAAACUCCUUAGAAUAUGGAAGACUCAACGAGCAUGCACAAGAGAAGAAAAGUGCCUUAUCAGAUCUGCAACAGAAAUACGCUAUACAUCUAGAGGAGCUCUCUCAGAAAAAUGAAGAAAUCAACAAUCUCAACAAGCUUCUCACGGAUUCUAAGGACUCAAAUAAAACUGCCGAAAACACUGUAGAUGUACUAAGUAGUGAAAUGGCCCUACUUAGGGAGGAGCUUCAGCAUAUACAAGCAUCUCAUGCUGAACUUUCAAAACAGAAGGAAGAAGCUCUCACCACCCACCAGCUGAAAGAAGUUGGAAGUUUGAAGUCUGAAAAUGCUGACCUAGAGAAGGCUUUGCAGGAGGCCCAGGCUUACAGGUGGCAGACAGAGAGAGACAUCAACACGUACCAGGUGGAGCUUGCAGAACUGAAGUCUGAGAGAAACAAAUUGAUGUCAGAGCACCACAGCCUCAAGCAGCCAGUAGUUGCCAUGGCUGAAAAGGAGAACUCAGCCCCACUAGCUAAGAACUCAUCUGGUGAGCAGCUCCCUCUGCUUCUAACACAGCGACGCCAGCUUGAAAGCGACCUCCAGCGUUGUCUCCAAGAGAUCCAUCAGCGAGAUUUACGCUUUCAGCAGGUCAACGCCCAGCUUCUGCAGACUGUGGAAGAGAAGAUGGGCUUGGCUUCCCAGUUAAAGACAAUGUCUCAAACCCUGAGGGACACACAGUUGAACCUGGGUGAUCUGCAGAAUCGCUGUUACUGGCUUGAGAGUCAGAUCCAGACAUUUCCCGGCCAGGGCCAUGCUCAUGGGGCAGUGGCACCAGAGGUUCCUCCUGGAGCACCCCAAGAACGGAGUAUUACCGAGGUGGCAAUGGACACCCCCCAGGCUAGUGAGCUGAGAAGCAGGCUGGUGGAGGUGGAGCAGCAGCUAGUCUCUACACAGCAUGACCUGACCCAGCUUGCAGAGAGUCUGACAGAGGAGCGGGCCAGGAGGCAGGUGGCUGAGGAGGCUCUGGGACUCGCUGAGGAGAGAGUGAAAAGCAUGAAUGCUAGCAUUUCCAGGACAAGUCAAGGAGAAUUUACUAUUCAUCUGGAGUCUGAUGAUGAACGGGAAGCACUUAUCAUUGACCCCAGUGAGAAUGUUGUCACUCGCAAGAUGAAAGGCGGAGUUCUGUCCUGCAAGCGAUGGCUGCGGGGGCGGAGUCUAUACUGCUCCAAGCUGCUGACAUCACGGGCCAAAUCUCGUUACCUUUUUCUUGCAUAUCUGCUGACGCUGCACGUCAUCGUAUUUAUGUGCUUCACUGGUACCCUGUAGAACAGUUAACUCUGCUGGCCAGCAUUUAAUGACCCCAAGGGCUCUUCACAAGGGUCACAGGGGCUUCGCAGCACAGACCUUCACACCCUCAGGGCCCUAUUAAAUGUAUCACAAUUAAUACUGCAGCAAAACAAAUGCUGGAAAUCUACAAAAUGUGUUAAGCAAAGAAUGAUGACACAUUUUGAGUUGAAUGUUAACAUUGCUGCUUAAAUUGUUCAACCAUCUUGAAGAUAACUCCUCCAAGAUUAAAGCUUUGCAAAAAACUAUACAAAACAAAUACAUGUUCAUACUCAACUCUAAAGGUAUUAAAGUACAAUGGCCUCCUAAUCUUGUUUUUAGCUGCUGGUUGAGCUAUGCACUACAGAUCUCUGCUGUUUUAAUUUAUUUAAAAGCAGUCCUAUUAGGAUAAGAGUAUAUUAUAUAAGGGUUAAUGUAUAUCAGGUUUGGCACGUCGUAUUACAACCUUUAUUGUACAUUGAGAUUUGUUUGUUUGGCGAGUCGUAUGUGCAUCAGUGUACUCUGUCAAAAGUUUUUCUCUUGCGUUCCUACUGAUUUGUAUAUAUUGUGUGAAUGAAGAAUCAAAUCUAUGUUAAAAGCUACUGAGUGCAUCCAAGGUAUUUUCUAUAUAACAUCUAUUUUUUAAGAAGAGCUGGUGGUCAGCAGCAUCUUUUGCCUCACUAGACUGUUCCCUCACCAUUGAGUAUCAUUGAUAGGGUAAACGUGCAAUAUAGUGCAGGGUGUUCUUGCCUACUACAGAUUUUUUGUCGAAAUGAGGCAUUUUAAUAAAGCUGUUGAAAACAA
Brienomyrus brachyistius is the source of this 3068-nucleotide messenger RNA. Its product is annotated as GRIP and coiled-coil domain-containing protein 2-like. The coding region runs from base 147 to 2267 and encodes 706 amino acids. The transcript is spliced from 9 exons. NCBI's taxonomy places the organism in Eukaryota, Metazoa, Chordata, Actinopteri, Osteoglossiformes, Mormyridae. Gene Ontology annotation, cellular component: Golgi apparatus. The record is from RefSeq and is a predicted model, not a curated record.